This is a messenger RNA of Paramuricea clavata, 4387 nucleotides long. The record is from the annotation of a GenBank genome assembly. NCBI's taxonomy places the organism in Eukaryota, Metazoa, Cnidaria, Anthozoa, Malacalcyonacea, Plexauridae.
UUAUUUUUAAUUCAGGUAAUCGUACGUAUAUGGAUGACAUUGUGACGGAAGCUAAAGAGUACUACAAUUGGUUGGACAGUAUUAGUGGUACGUGUCUGGUAUGGAAUAAUCCAGGUUUAGUUGCGUUGUCUAUAAGAGCCAGAGCCAUUAUCGUUUGCCACUGGAACUGAACAAAAGAAUCGAGUGUCAGAUUGCUGUCAUCGCGUUUUAAAUAUCUUUAAAGGCUUUAAAUAGCAAUUAUAUAAAAUAGCAAUUAUACAAAAUAGCAAUUAUAUACUAGUGGCCUACUAUCAACAGCUUACUAGUUACGGGAACAAAUAAUUUAAAACACUAAAUUGUUUUUGACUAGAAACACGAACCAGUUAAGACCAACUAUCUCUCACUAAGUACCCAUGAUAAAAGAACAACUUCGAAUUCAGCCUGACAUAAAAAUAGUGCGGGUUUUUACUGUACUAAUAAUUUGCAUAUUGCCAAUACACAAUGUCCUUCUAUUUUCAACAAGAAUUAAUACAUAGGGUGGAAAUUUUUAACUUCAAAUCAAGGCAGCCUGGGAGCUCUACUAUACUAUUUGCCGACCUCGUAGCGUUAUCACAAGGUAUAGCAGAAGUGUAACUUGAGUCGGUUCCUUUAUUGUUUUACGUCCACGAAAAUUUUAACUCGCUCACGCCAUCCUGGCUAUAGUACAACCGGAAGUUUUUAUCAGGUUUUGGUAGGUACAAAGUGCCGGUUGUACUAGCCAGGAUGGCGUGAUUGAUGACAAAUUUCUUGUAAAAACGCGGACAAAUACUUGCUUGAGUUACACUUCUGCUAUACCUUCCUAUUCUGUGUCGUUAUCAACAAAGCAGUUACAUGUACCAAAACUUGGAUCUCUAUAAACAGCAAGUUUAAAAACAACCAUUUUCUUUUACAUAUUUCGAGUCGGGUUGUCGUUGAAUCGUAGUGUAAAACACCAAGCAAUAUUGUUCAAAAUGUAGUCUUUCACAUUCAUGACACAGCUAUUAUAGGGGUGCAUCUACCUUGGGGGUUCAGGGGUGCGCACCCCACCUAGUGGUGUCUAAAAUCUGCUUCACCAUACAGUAUAUACAUUUUCUGCUUUACGAAUAGCGAUUAGCGGAACUUCGACUGUAUAAGGUCCAAAUAUGUUUGGCAUAUUGCAAAAUCAUAACCUGGAAAGUUGUUUACAACUGUAGUGUUGAAAUGAUGUUACGAUUUUGAUAAUUUGUACUUUGUUACUACCAUUAGAUCAGUUAUGUGGCUCAGGGGUGGAAAUUUUUUUUUUCUUUCUGGGAACCUGGGUCGAAGGCUAGAAAUUUUCUGUAAAAUUUGUAAUGUUACAAUUACAAACAUAACAAAACAAAUGCAUAAUUAUUGUAUUAUUUGUACUUUAGUAAUAAUGGGCUUUAGGCUGGUUUUUGUACUCUUGUACAUCACAAUAGUUGUCUGUUAUAUACCACAGUUAUGAGUUAUGACCAACUAGUAAGGAUCUUGAUUUUUUCUGUGUUGGUGUUAUGUACUAAGGUGAAUAUGAUGUUGUGAUGUUACUCUGAGAGUAUAUCCACACCGGGCAAACUACGACAUUUGGAUUGCUAGCCCAAUGUUCUGCCAACUGAGCUACGCGGUCAGGUCGGUUCGAGUAUGUGAUAUUUCGGAACAGAGUUUAGUUCCUUCAACAUCAAUCUAAUCUAGUAUUCCAAAGGUCAUAUAGGUUCGAUUCCCACCAUGGCCAGGCAUAUUUUUCAAGCUUGCCCGGUGUGGAUACACACUCAGAGUAACAUCACAAACAUCAUAUUCACUUGAGUACACAACACCAACACAAAAAUCAUGAUUUUUAGAUUACAUUGAUGUCGAAGGAACUAAACUCAGUUCCAAAAUAUCACAUACUCGAACCGACCUGACCACGUAGCUCAGCUGGCAGAGCAUUGGGCUAGUAUUCCAAAGGUCGUAGGUUCGAUUCCCACCGUGGCCAGGCAUAUUUUUCAAGCUUGUCCGGUGUGGAUACACACUCAGAAUAACAUCACAAACAUCAUAGUAAGGAUCUAACGCUUAACUAAGUGUCCUAUCAUCUUAUUUAUUCCAUCACUUUUAUUUGUUUACUAUUUAAUUUGCAUUUUAUUGGAGACUUUGCAGAGCAUAUAUUUACCAUUUUACCAGUCAUUGUGAUAGCAGGGAUGGGUAAAAGAAUUAAUUUCUGUCAAAUAUUUAAAAGCUGCUGAUGUUAGCAUGUACAGUGUAAAUAAAGUAGAAUAGUUGUAACUUGUAAGUUGAGUAAACAGAGUUAUCUCAAAAUGUUGAAAUAUUUUCUGGAAAAUUUUCUGCAAAACUCUCAAAUCAAAAAAAUUUCUGGGAACUAGGUUCCCAGGUUCCGAUACUUUUUCCACCCCUGAUGUGGCUCUAACCUGAAAUGGCUUCGGCUAUAUCGAAAUUGUUCAUUUCAACUUAAAUCCUCUCUCCAAGAAACACUAUAAUUGAACAGUUGCUAAUACCAAAAAUAAAUACUGGAAUUUUCCACGUUUAUCAUGUUGCACUCUUCACGCCUUUUCAUCCGCAUCCUUUGUCACCCCCUGUUAGCGUUUCAGAACCACACCACUUUAUAUAUUUCUUCACUUUUGGUAUACAUUUUCUCACCUACACUUAUAACUUUUCUAAUGAUGUGUUUGUACUUCCAUAUAUUAUGUAGAUCCAAGAACCAAAGAAUGGCUUCUAGUUCCAUCCAUCCUCAGUCCACUGUCGGCGUGUCUUUUAUAUCUGUUCGUUGUCAAAAUAGGACCGAAAUUCAUGGAGAAACGACAACCAUUUGAGCUUAGAAUUCCAAUGGCUAUUUACAAUCUUGGAGCAACAGCAUUAAGUUUAUAUUGUUUUACAGAGGUACUGUAUAUUUUUUAUAUUCCGUUUGAAACACAUGGGAGUAUAUUUUAAGGAACUAACUGUGUUAGGCCAAUCUACCAAAAUAAGGAAUCGCUGACCAAAGUUACAUGUCAUUUUGCACAAUGGGUUUUGCCUACUUUUUAUGGUGUCCAGAACAUUACCAAAAAAGUGAAUCUCCUCUGUGACUCUUACCAUCAUGCAAGCGUUAUGUCGCAUAUGAGGCGUAGAGUUUCAAACUUGGUGUGAUAAGAUUACAUAUAAUAUGAGACCAAGCAAUGGUGUACUAAUUUUCUCCUACAAGCUAUCUUAACUUUCUAAUACUAGAAAUACAUGCAUGAACUAAGUAACCCCUCAACUUUUUAACCAAGCAAUUAUAAUUGAUUAAUUCCCAAACAUUUUACAACAUGAAACACAAAACAAUAGACAGUCCGAAAAUUGUAAACAUUUUCACUCUCAAACCUUGAACGCGCAAGCAUCUAGCGUAUAAAUAGUUGGCUUUUCAAAAUACGUGGCAUUUUUCUGAAGAUGACUUAAAUUAUAGUCGAAACUUAUUCUAAAAAGAAUGAAAAUGUUUACAAUUUUCGGAGUGUCUAUUAUUUUGCGUUUUAUUAAAAUGCUCUAUGGCAACCGCAAUUUUUACAACGUGAAUUAUGUCAAUUAGCCACUGUGCUUGCUUUUCUUUUUGCUGCCUAGGCGCGUGCUAGCGCUCUAGGACAAAAAAGCUCCGUCGUAGAUGGAAGUGCUCACAAUUCGGGUGCAUGGACUCUAAAGCUAUAGGCGCACUAAACGAUAAGAUGCCCGUCUUAAAGAAUGUUCCGGCCGUUGGAAGCAGUUUUUCCAGGAUUGUUGUAUACUUCUUAAUUUCCACCUUGAUUUUUCUUGCCACUCAUCAAGUUAUCUAUUGUAGUUUGUCGUUACAUUGAUAUUGUCAUUAUUACUGCUUGUGUGUAUAUCAAUAGGAAUGAAAGCAAUUCGUUGCAAGCAAUUGUAUACGGAGCUAAUGUUAUUUCAAAACUGAGAUUAUAAAAAGUUAAAAGUACACUGCAAAAUCUUGAAUCCUUUCAUAAAAACUAUUUUCAGGAUACGUGGAAAAUGCUCCGCUGAAGCCCCGAAAACGCAAACAUCCUCUGUGGAAGAAUGCCCCAGACAAGCUCUAGGUCCACUCCCUCCCUCUCCUCCCCCAGCCCCACACACACUAGAAUAAGUUGCUCACGAUAAAUAGUCAUAUGCUGGUCAACAAUCUGUAUACAAAAUGGCACCACAUCCUAAACUAGGCUAAAUAAAUCGGCCAAAUGUCCGCAACUUAUAUGAUUGUAAGUGCUACUUGUUUUAAUUAUUAAUUAAUGUUAUAGUUAAUGUUAAUUUAUGUCUUUUGUACUUGUAGCUUUUUAUUGGCUCGUGGAAAGCAGGGUAUCAUUACAUCUGUCAAAGAGUAAUUGUUUCAAUGGAACCUCAACAUUUACGGGUGAUUAUUGAUCAACUUAAGUUUACAAAUAUCUGGUGGGGGGGGCUCAUAAAAUAG